Molecule: messenger RNA, 2228 nt
Organism: Sodiomyces alkalinus F11
Lineage: Eukaryota; Fungi; Ascomycota; Sordariomycetes; Glomerellales; Plectosphaerellaceae
Exons: 4
Coding region: 96-2048 (650 amino acids)
Biological process (GO): cytoskeleton-dependent cytokinesis
Cellular component (GO): septin ring; septin complex; microtubule cytoskeleton
Molecular function (GO): molecular adaptor activity; GTP binding; GTPase activity
Source: RefSeq, a predicted model, not a curated record
GGUCCUCAUGAUCCCAUUCUCCUCGCAGCCGAGCUAACACCUCAUUCCACUUCUUCCAUAUUGCCUUAUUGAUCUUAUACGUCUACGACAACGAUAUGCGACCCAUACCUGGCAGCAACACCACCGUUCCCGGUGGUGCAGCUUUCGCCUCGGGCCUGGAAGCCUCGCCCCCUCUUACCUCCAUGACCCCGCAGAUGAGCUUUGUCCUCACCGAAGACCCCACGAGAGACGUACCACGCCCGCUCGUGCCGCGCCCUGGCAAUCACCAUUCUCGCGAUCGCAUGAAACAUUCUACACAGGACAAGUCAAGGGAGACAAACCUGUCAAGCGACGAUAUCCCUCGGACCAGUGCAAAGCAACAUGACCCAGUUUCGUCAACUCGUUCUAGUAGCCCAUCGGACUGCAAUCGGCCAUCAAGUUGGUGGAUGCCGAUUGGACAGGCGAGAACCCGUCGCGAGAUCUGUGGUCCUUCCUCAGUCUUGAGCAGUCCCUCAUGUAACGAGUACUCGCUAUGCGACUCAUCGUCUGACGACCAAGAUAGUGUUGUGCUGAGUGUAGUUGACGGCUCUUGCCUUGAUUUUUCAUUUUCCCCGAGUGAACAGGACAGCCAGGACGCCCCUCAGUUAAUAAUGCCCAGGCUUUUGAUGCCAUCGCGGGGAUCUUUCACAGAAGAGGGGAAAUCUCUCGGGAACUUGAAAUUGCUUGUUGCGGGAGACACGGGACUGGGAAAGACUUCGUUGAUCGAAUCGAUUAUCCAAGCAUGUCGGCAUAUCAUCCAUGUUGAUACAGCGGUACCGACGUCGACUUCUAAUGGCCACGAAUCGAUACCAACUGGGCCUCACACCAUGGACCAGUUACGAAGCUUAGAUGGCGGAAUCCCGGACAUCACGGAGGUCUAUGCUAGUACGAAGCCCCGUCCGCCAUGGUGGUAUUUGGCAGAGAGCGUGGACUCGCAUUCGAGACACGGCAGUUCAGACGAUGGGAUCCUGGAGAGGAAUAUCUGCCUGGUUGAUACACCUGGCUACAGUGCCACAUCUGAGCCGAUGGACGUCAUCACAAGGGUGGCUCGAUACAUCGAAGAUCAUCUUCACGAUGGCGGUUGGGUCGGCCUGGACGAUGCAGACGUCUUGAGCGUUUUGAAUACCAAUAAUGGACCGCUUGUCGAUGCUGCUAUUUACAUGAUAUCAAGCUCAGGUCUCACAUCAAAUGACAUCCAGUUUCUUCAUUGCCUGGAAAAUCGGACCAAUAUUAUCCCUGUUCUGGCCCAGACAGACACACUACAGCCAGAACAAGUCGCACAGAAGAAACGACAUAUACUUGGGGAGCUCAUCAAAAAUCAUAUCUUGCCCUUCAAGUUCGAUCUUCCGACGCUGACGCAACAUAAUGGCCCGCAUAUUAUUUACGCAAUCACGAAUGAGCGUGUGUCUCCUGUCAAUGUCGAAGCCGGUCUCCUAAGAUCCGAAUAUGUGACCCCUCAAAUUCAUUCAGAUCUAUCUUGUCUCGUAAACAACAUCUUCAGCGUACAUGGCAGUGCCCGACUUCGGUACGCGGCAGUACAAAAGUUGCUGAGCUGCCGGAGGCAAUCAUCGCAUCUUCUCCCCACAUCUGCGACACUAGGACACAAGGUCAUCACGACACCGUCAAAUAUUUACCACACUACUUGGACAUCCCUUCACUCGAGUGAAGCCUGUCUGUUAGCCGACACUGGGCAUGAUUUCUUCAGAGUUAGCCUGGAGAACUGGGCGUCAGGCCUGCGGCAAAGCUUAAGGAAACAACAUGCGGCACGUGAACAAUGGAUGCUGCACCCACAACCCUGCGAAAUGCGAAGCCUGCUGGCAAAGAACACCUCAAAUUCAUUACAGAGGACUCAUAGCAGGAGCAAGGGCAUGCUGAGCUCCGUUGAUGCGUCAUGGCCAGUUGUCAGACAGCAAGACCCCUUGGGCUUAGUGGAAUACAGCUUCCCACUGAAGUGGGCGGGCUGGAACAUAGCACAACUAAUUGGGAGUGCGAGCAUGGUUGGAAGCUUAGCAAUUUGGCUUUAUUAUUAGCUGAAGUACUAUGAAAAUAAUUUACGGGUAUAAAUCUACGAGCUUAGCAGCUUGCCCUACAAGCAAGGCUGCUGCGCUCGCCCCUAUAGGGGGCCACGUAUAUAAUCCGAUUAUUUAAAAAUAUUAUAUAAAUAUUUAUACUAAGUAAUAUAGAUAAAUAUUAUUACUUAUAGAUAGAGG